AUGACCAAUGGAAACUGCACGAACAUUUAUCAAACAUCUAACCAAUCUUGUUUAGAUGCUUUUCUGAACUUGACUGACAAGCAUGAAACUCACGGAGGAGUCGCUGGCCCCUGGCACACAUUUUCCCCAUCAUUAAUGAAGAGUUUCAUGAUUGCGAUGAAUAGUGUGUUCUUGCCUAUUGUUGUAAUCGUGGGUUUGUUUGGAAACUCUAUGACAAUUUACAUCUUUCAAAAAAGAAAACGCAAAUCAUCAACGAUUCUUCUUUUGAUCAGUCUAGCUGUCGCGGACUUGAUGUGUAUAAUCUUGCAAAUGUUCUACCUUAUAGUUCAGAAUCGUAACCAUCAUUUCCAAAAUGUUCUACCUAACUUGGUCAUAAACGGAUUCUUUAUGACCAGGGCGAUCUUUUAUCUUGACGGAAUUUCGAGAUGGAUAAAAGUUGUGAUUGUGAUGGAACGGUGUAUUGCCGUUUUACUACCGCUGAAAGUUCGCAUCAUUUGUACACCAAAGAGAGCAAUGAUAAUAGUUAUAACCGUGUUUGUCUUUGUGCCGUUAUCCAGUGUUCCGGAACUUGUACAUAUUGGUGUAAAGGGCGAUAAGUCGUCCUGGUCGACAUACCAGAUGGCGCUACAAGCCAUAAAGAACAAUAAACCUGUUUUUGAAUGGUAUGGCAAUUUGUUUCAAUUGCUCUAUGGAAUGACAACAUUGACGAUAAACCUGGUAUGUAACAUUACAAUUAUCGUUGGCAUUCGUAAGUAUCCACCAUCUUUGUCGCAAAUUAAGGACGCAAAUGAUUUACGAAGAGCAGAGAAUCAGCGAAAAAUGACCCGGAUGUUGUUGAGGAUGAGCAUGUUCUACGUGGUCACCUGUUUACCGAAAGACAUUGGGGCUGUCAUACUUUUGACUGAUACAUCCGGAGUCAUUGUUUUCAGUGGUAAUUAUUACUUUCAAUCGGUAUUGCUUUUUGGGUUGUCAUCAUCUUUUCUGAAUAAUUCGGUGAACUUCAUCAUAUAUGGAACGUCACUCUCCGUUUUCCGCCGGGCAUGCUGCUGUCAAAAAGAGGAUGGAACACAGCCACGCCAAAUCGUUAACAUUCCACAACUGAAAAGAAAUUCCGACCAUUCAAGUUCCUCCAAUAUUUCAGUGAGAACAUGCGAAAUAGAUAUUAACAGGCAGAUGGGUCUAGUAAAUCAGUUGCCGUGUCCUCCUGGCUAUAUGUGA
Molecule: messenger RNA, 1218 nt
Organism: Ylistrum balloti
Lineage: Eukaryota; Metazoa; Mollusca; Bivalvia; Pectinida; Pectinidae
Product: rhodopsin-like
Exons: 1
Coding region: 1-1218 (405 amino acids)
Biological process (GO): G protein-coupled receptor signaling pathway
Cellular component (GO): plasma membrane
Molecular function (GO): G protein-coupled receptor activity
Source: RefSeq, a predicted model, not a curated record